This is a messenger RNA of Trypanosoma grayi, 1734 nucleotides long. RefSeq lists its product as hypothetical. The transcript has a single exon. The coding region runs from base 1 to 1734 and encodes 577 amino acids. NCBI's taxonomy places the organism in Eukaryota, Euglenozoa, Kinetoplastea, Trypanosomatida, Trypanosomatidae. The record is from RefSeq and is a predicted model, not a curated record.
AUGGGUUGUGACAACGAGCGAAGGAAUCCAGACAACUGGCGCCUCUACCACUUGCUAGAGCUGGAGCCCCCUGUUACAGCAAAGCAGGUUCAGUGGACGUUCCGAAAAGUGACACUGCGCCAUCACUUUUAUCAGGCCUACAUCGUCCUUUACGAUAGCGAACGUAAAAGUCUGUACGAUGUCCUUGGAGAAGAUGCUGUUGGUUUCAUUCACAGUGGGAACUGGGGACCGUUGAUUCACAUGCUCGGCGCCAGGGGUGCGAUUGGACUUUACUGUGGUUCAAUGAUAUUAGCUUUCCUCCUGUUAAUCAUUUUCUUUGCCUUCUUGGGAGCUCGUGUCGAUGAACAUGUUAUGUGGUCAUGGGUGCGCGUUGCUUCGCCGCUGUUUGUUCUCGUGAUUCUCGCGCUGACCAUAACGGCUGCUGCGGCAGUGGUGAGCUUUCUGUGGAAGACGCCGUGGGAGGAGGGCAUGCGCUGGAUUGACCGUGUUCCAGCCGUUGGGAACUUGAUCGCAGUGACGUUCUACAGUGUCUUUUGUUUCAUCAUCGCAUCAGAGGCUGACAAAGACACCUCCAACGGCUCGCGCAAUUUAUUGAACUAUUUCUCUCUGCCCAUAGUGGCCGACGUGGUGUAUUACCUGUCAUCAUUGGUGUGGCGGUGGCCUCGUCGUGUUCGGCUAGAAAUGGAGGUUGACCUGAACCGCCCCAGUCGUCCGCUAUGCUACGGUUUCUUUGUACUGGGCUUUGCAUAUAUCGUCCUGUCGGUCGCGCAGUGGGUUCUUAUUGGCCAGAAGAUUGAUAGGAAGAAAGACAUCAGUUGGUAUGUCGUUUUUAUCCCAUGCUGUUUCCGUACUGGAUUGCGUGUGUUGGAGGCGUUUAUGCGCAGUGAGGCAAAGCGCACGAUUGGUAUCAAAACAAAGAUGGGUCUUGCAUUCGACACUCUGGGUGCGUUCUUCUUUAACGGCAUGUUACUCACCUCCCUGUACUUCGUCGCGGUGCGCAUGACACGGGGGAAAGAAGAGGCACCAAUGCCGCUUGCCCUCAUCCCAGUGUAUGUGGCGCUUCUCUACAUGCUGCUGUCAAUUAUAUGUACACUUAUAUAUCUGCUGCGCAAGGACACCAACAACAAGCGUGAGGAGCGGCUGAACAACCUGAAAUGGUCGCCAACGGAACCGCAAACGGGGGGGCAGAGCGGACCGUUGCUGUUCCGCGACUUCGACAACACCGCCGACUGGGACGAGAUUGAGGACGAUGAUGAGGACGACACCUCCGCGGCGUUCCCCGACGUAGAAGAGGCUGAUAGUGGCGACUACGACGACUUCGACAGUGACGAGGAGGAGGAGCUCUUCGGUGUGGGUGACUCGCCACACAGGGCGACGCCGUAUGGAGUGUCGGCACCGCCCGACGAAGACGCGCGGCCAUACGCUGCGAGCCACACGCCGUCGAUGCAGAGCACUGCAACAGAGCGGCCACCGAAACGGGCGGUUCACCACGACCCUUACGACCCCAAGACGGACGCUGCCCCCGCCAUGCGCAUGAGUGGCGGCGGCGCCGGCAGCAGCAGCAGCAGCAGCAGCAGCAGCAGCGAGUUGGACGAAGAGGAGGAGGAAUACGAUGAUUUCGACAGCGAGGAGGAUGAGAAUGAGGACGAGGACGCAUACGUGGGCACGGAGCUCUCCUCCUCUGCGACGUCGAGCGCGUUCUUCACGUCGAGCAUUGGCACGCCGCGGCGCUGA